UUGAUAAUAUAAUUCUAAUCACAUGAAUUAAUUAGCCAUAUUUAUGUCUUCAAUUCCCUGUUAGUUACUAUUAAUUUAGCUAUCUUUGUAUGACUGCAUGAGUAUGAGUUUCCUAUUAGUUUCAUUCGUUUUUUUCAUGUUUUUUCGUUUCGUUUUGUAUGUAUCAUCUUGUAAAUUGCCUCAAAUAUUGCUAUAACAUUCGUUUAGAAGUUGCAAUUGUUUUGGUGAGAUUGUUACUAUACUUGUAUUGUUUAGAAUACAUCAUUUAUUAUUAUUAUUUUUAGCAGAAACAAUACAUGGAUUGUUACAUCAUUUAUUAUUAUGUGAUGUGAUAUUAACUAUCACAAUCACACAUACCAAAUGUUGUAUUUUUACAAUACAUCAAAUUCAAUAAUACAUGUAUAAUAUCAUACAUGCAUUCAUAAUAAUACAUCUAUUUAACAAUAACAACUUCCAAACAACUUUAAUUACGAUAAAUUUUCACGAUGAAAUAUAGGAUAAUUAUCAUGAAAAUUAGUUCCCAAGAUUAAUAACAUUAGAUGAAGCUAAUAUAGUUAUAAUAGGGUGGAAAAAUAGCUAUAAUUAUGGUUACCCCGAAUUCGACACGAUUGGGUAGGUAAAAUCUGAACUAAGAAAAUUAUCUAGUAGUAUGGAAAAUCUGAACCCGAAUAUCAUGGGUAGCGGCGAUACGAUCGGUUGUGGGGUUGCCUCUCUUUCUUUUGUCCAAAUGGGUCGAGUCUUCUUCAUAUUGGCUUGUCUUGAGAUAAUGUAGCAACUUCUAGUUGACUUCUCCAUCACUGGACCUCUUCUCUUUCACGAAAGCUCCUUAAUCUUCUCAUUAUAGCUCAUAUGGUCUUUCGAAGUUCUUCAAUGCUUGAUCCAAUCAUCCUUAUGUUGCUUUGUCAUUCCAUCAAGUCGUGAACAAAGAGUCACGACUGUGGGCUGAGAGUCACAGGCAUGAUCGUGACUUGUACUUGAACCUUCUGUUUGCCGUGUUCGAGUUAAGGGAUGGUGGGAGAUGCCACGGCGGGGGCUGAGAAGUCACGAUCGUGAUCGUUACACUCUUACCUUCGCCAUUUUCCACGAUUCAUCUAACGGCUCUUGAUCCCUCUCUACUCCAUUUGAUUCAUAAAUUGCCCCAAACGUUUCCUCCAUUCAUUAGGCCCUGAAAUAUCGCAAACAAACGCAGCCUAGCGUAAAAUCGAUCCUUAGUUGCAACAAACAUAUCCCAAACGAUCCAAAGGUGAAAGGAAAAACAUGUGUAAAUACUAUGUUAUCACAUACGUUUAAAUGUCUAAACUGAGCAAGCUCUUCUUGCAUAGAAAAGUUAAUUUUUUUUUUAGUUCAAGCUUAGACACAAAAGCGUAUUGGCCAGGGGCGUGCUUAGAUCGACUUUUGCGACCGUCGUUGAUAUCGCCAAUAACUUGAGCUUCUAGAUGGCGUCUGAGGGCGCCUAGCGACGUUCAAGGCGCGAACUUGUGGGGAGAGGUGGCGCGCAUAGCCGCCCAGAUAUGCGCCUAUCUUGCCUACUUCCCUCUCGACUUGUGCACGUGUUACUGACAUGGACUUGUGAUUUUUCUUUCUGUCCAGAUGCUCCUGCUUGCCAAGAAUGGCGCCUUGGCCGGUGAGGCGCUGCGCGUUGAAGAGGCAGAGGCCUCCGCCUCCCUCGGUGUGAUGCGUGAUGAUUUGGAGACGGCAAAGAGGCGCCAAACAGAGUUGGUGCAGGCGUGUGAGGACGCUAAUAUUGAGGCAGCAAAGGCUGCAUCUCUCGUCCAACAGUCGAUGGAUGAGGACCGAGACCAGACCGGGACCGGACCGUAUAACCCGGACAGAGACCGGACUGGGACGGGAUAAUAAACAAUCCAAUCUAAUCUUUGGGUUUAGAUUUGAGGUAAAAAACCGUUCGGGACCGGAUCGAAAACUGGAUAAAGACCGGAUAAGAGAACUCAACACCCAAAACUUAAGGGUAAUUUGCAUAAACGGUGACAAACCUUUGCCCUUAGUACAAAACUUAACCAGCUCCUCACCCUUUCAGGCCUUAGGCCACUGAAAUCUCCACAAGUUCAAUAUAAAAUCAAGACCGAAUUGGGACCGACCGGAUCAAGACCGGACCGAAUCAAGACUGUACUGUAUCCAAUCCAAUCUUUGGUCCUUAUAUUUUCAAAAAGAUUGGGCUGGACCGGAUUAAUUUGAGCCAAAUUUAACCACGGGAUCAGCAUUCCGGUUAAGAGGAGGGGGCGGGCGGGGCAGGGAGCUGAGAUCACUCCCACGCGGAAGUCAUCCACGGCGGGCAGCGAGAAAACCGGCGCCCAGUUUUUCACAGACAAAAGUCAACCAAAUCAUGCUGCCGGGACCCACUCUCCAACUCCUAUCGUUCAGAUCUACUGACGUCCAUCAGACGGCCGGAGACGCUCUUUUGACUCCCCCACACACACUCUCUCUCUCUCUCUCUCUAUCUAACGUGCCUCUGGGCUCUGGACCAAAAUUUCUCCCCACUUGGGCCCACUUACGAUCCAGCAAGUCAAACGUUUCCCGACAAGUCAUCCCCCACUAGUUUCAAUCUCAUCUUCCCUAUCGUAAUUCGUACCCCAAAUAGUACUAAUAAAAAUAAAUUCCCCACACCAAAAUAUAAAAUUUACAGCGACUCAUCGGUGAAGACAAAAAAAAAAAAAAAAUUACAGCGAUUAUUGUCCGCAGACAAUAGAAAUUUACAGCGACUGCUCUUUUUCUUCCUUCUUCUUGCUUCGAGAACAGCGAAGAAUAGAAAAAAAAAAAAAAGUGGUUGCGUGAUGUUUGACCGCGGCCUGCUUUGACCAGCGACGACCCAUCCAAUUCAAUUCACAAUCUGUUUUUAUUCCUGGUCUUUGCAUUUGGCUUUCAUUAAACAAAAAUAAAAGAAAAUUUAAUUAAAAAA
Linum trigynum is the source of this 2914-nucleotide messenger RNA. The record is from the annotation of a GenBank genome assembly. NCBI's taxonomy places the organism in Eukaryota, Viridiplantae, Streptophyta, Magnoliopsida, Malpighiales, Linaceae.